Lathyrus oleraceus (garden pea) is the source of this 622-nucleotide messenger RNA. RefSeq names its product mediator of RNA polymerase II transcription subunit 21. The transcript has a single exon. NCBI's taxonomy places the organism in Eukaryota, Viridiplantae, Streptophyta, Magnoliopsida, Fabales, Fabaceae. Gene Ontology annotation, molecular function: transcription coregulator activity. Gene Ontology annotation, cellular component: mediator complex. Gene Ontology annotation, biological process: regulation of transcription by RNA polymerase II. Bases 71 to 316 code for a protein of 81 amino acids. The record is from RefSeq and is a predicted model, not a curated record.
AAAUUACCCUGAACCACCACCUGCACAGCCUACGGAGGAUGGGGCAAACUUUUCUGAAGAACCAAAGCUGAUGAGUGCUUCUUUGGUGAAAGCUGCUAAGCAGUUUGAUGCAUUGGUUGCAUCGCUUCCAAUAUCUGAGACAGGUGAAGAGGUACAACUUAAGCGGAUUGCAGAACUUCAAGCUGAAAAUGAUGCAAUAGGUCAAGAACUUCAGAAGCAAUUGGAAGCUGCGGAGAAAGAAUUAAAUCAAGUUCAAGAGUUGUAUAGCCAAGCAACAGAUAAUUGUUUGAACUUGAAGAAACCAGAUAUCAGUUAGUUGUUUGCUGGCAUAGCUCGGAGAAGAAUCACAAAUAUGAGCUUAUCUCAUCUCGACUCAAACCAGGGUCUGCUGCUGAAAGAUGUUACUUUUUAGCAUGAAGUCUUUAUUAUGAGAAAUAUUAUACGCUUUCAUGUAUUGUAAAUUGGUCAUGUUGCCAUGGCAUUUUGUAGAAACCUGUAAAGAUAAUGAUGGUAAUUGCUCUCCCCAUAAGAAAAACUGCAGCUGUUUUGUGCUUGACAACCGUUAAAAAUGAAGAUAAAAUGGAGUUUAGCAGGGUCCUUGAAGCAAUCAAGGCUAACUUCA